GAGGCGGACGAUUUUCGCAAUAAUCAUUCACACAAUUUUUGCUUUGUAAUGAAGAAGGUGCAGUUUAUUAUUGUAUAGUGAUAGCCAAUAAAUAUAGAUUGCCAAAUGGUUGUGUAUGAACUCAAGAUCAUAGCUUUCCACCAACCCUUUGAUGAUUUCUUUAAAUUGCCAAGAAAUUGCAAAUGUUUGAACUAAAUUCUCUGAAAAAUUUGUUAAUAAAUUUCAAUGUAGCGACAAUUUACAGAAAGACAACCGAUAUUAUAUUAACGCAACAUCGAAAAGCAAACAAAUAAAAAUUUCCCCUUAAAUUAUAUACCGACUGUCCUAAUAACACGAACAUUUAGGAAAAUUUGCGUAGAAAAUUAUUGGAAAAUCAAUACUUGAAUGCCGGUGGGUUAGUGUCAUCGUCCAUUCAUGAGACGAGCUAGUUGAUAUUAAGCUUAGUUGAAGAAUUGAUUUUUAUAUUUUGCGACACCAAUAAAACCCUUAAACUCCAAAGUGAGUAAUUGUUUUCAUUAACGGAUCAGUGUUGCAUAAGAAGUGUUGCAAAGGGAAACACCCUAUUCCCAUAUAAAUGAAAAUCUAAAAACCAGUUAUAAUGUCAUGAGAAUCGUAAGAACUUUUUUUUCAUUCUGUGAAAGUAGCGUGAUAAAUCGAUAUAAAAAAUGACGAAAAGAGUUUUUGUUGUGUUAAACACUAAAUAAAUGAUUUUACAGAGAAUAUAAACGAUGUCAAUUUUAAAUGGCUAAAAAUUGAUUACCUAAUUGAAUUAAGAACACUUUGUUUCAAGUGAAAUUGGCGGAUAUGUGAUGGUUUACGAAUUAAAAGAAAAUUAACCCGUCUAGUAAAAAUUACUCAAGCGUUCAGCUCUAAUGGACUUUUUAGUGUAAAUUGUAAAAAAAGGACACUUAGUCAUCCUGUUGGUGUUUAAGUUUUUGGAUUUUGUUAACAUGCAAACGCUUCGGAAGAAAACUAGCCCAUGCAAAUAUCGUAAUGACCCAGGCAGGUUUUUCGGUGAUGGUGUUACAUUCAAGGCCAAAUUAAUUGGUAUUCUGGAGGUAGGCGAGGCUCGAGGUGAUCGAAUGUGUCAAGAAGCUCUGCAGGAUCUGAAAAUGGCAAUACGGGCCGCAGGUGAACAUAAGCAAAGAAUAACCAUUCAUGUAACGAUCGAUGGCCUGCGACUUCGAGACGAAAAAACCAGUGAUUCGCUGUAUCAUCACCCAGUGCAUAAAAUAUCAUUUAUAGCACAAGAUAUGUCAGAUUCCCGAGCGUUUGGCUAUAUAUUUGGAUCGCCUGACAGUGGUCAUCGCUUUUUCGGUAUUAAAACAGACAAAGCUGCGAGUCAGGUGGUACUAGCUAUGCGUGACUUAUUUCAAGUGGUGUUUGAAUUGAAAAAGAAAGAAAUCGAACUGGCCCGUCAACACAUUCAGAGUAAAACAAUUCAUGAACAUCAACCCGUAGCACUGUCGAUAAAGAGUUCUUCUAGUCCACCUUUAACCAAUAUAUCUCACGAACCGUCAACUAGCAAGACAUCGCACAAAGAGAUGUCACCUGAAUCGGUCGCUGACCUAGUUGAUCUUGAACAAGAACUCAGUUCCAUUCAGCGUGGAAUUACACAAAUGGAACGAAUAACACCGAACGAACCGACAGCUAAAUCGAACGAUGAUCCCUUCGGUGAUUCAUUCACUCACUUCCCCACAUACAAUCUACUGCCACCGCCAGAGUCAUCCAAAUCGCGACAUUCGAAAGCACUUAAACCACCGGAAGAUUCGAAACCAACAGUCACCUCGCAAUCAUCCAUUUCAGCAUCGACGGUAUGUACUGCUAAAACUUUACCUAGCGAUGACUGGUUGACCAAAAGCAGUACAACGAAUACUGUGGCUGUUUCAUCGCUUGAAGAACAAAUUAAGCAGCCCGUCGAUGAUUCGCAAUCGAAUGAUUUUGGCGAGAGUCCUUCCGUUUUAGAACAGCAUAUUGAUGCAUUUACUGAUCUUGAUCCGUUAGGCACAGGCAAGAGUAGGCCUUACAUCGACAAAAAGUAUUUUUUCCAAGAUUUGAAGAACCCACGAAAGAAAGUGUUAAAGGACUUGUCUGAGCCUGAAAUCGGUUUUUCAGCCAACUUUACUUCACUUGCCAGUGACGGCGGAAGCAGUGAAGAACAGUCAUGUAAGGAUACAAUUACGAAUUUGGAAGCAUCUAGUCUUUUAGAAGUAGGUAAAAAAAGUGCGGAAUCGAACAGUGGACUCGGUGGCGUUGCUGAUUUUGCAGCGAAUUUUACAAAAACCGAUACCUUUCCAAUGUCACAACAGAGCAUUUUUAAAAUGGAUUUAGACAAACAUAAGACUGACGAUCCGAUAAUAGGAAAUAAUAAGGCACUUCUAGUCACUGAUAACGAUCCGUUUUCACCGAGGAUGAAGAAAUUUGAUCCAUUCGAAGACGACUUUUCAAAAUCACCCCUCGACCCAUUCGAAUUUAAUUUCGUUACAAAAGGAAAGUCAACUGUCCUACCAGAGACGAAAAUCGUCAGUGAUGAUGUGGCUAAAAUACACAUAGACAAAAGGAUCACCGAUUUCAAUGGACCAUUGCAAGUAAACUUGCCACCGGAAAGUUACUCAGCUUAUAUGACGCACAAAAGUGUCGAACGUCACAGUUCGGAUGCUAGCGACUCGUCUCUGGCACGCAAUCGCCCAAACGUUUUCAAACAAAAUACAGUCGAUGUGAUCAGCAGCAUUAGCAGUAAGAAAAUGAAACCGCAUUUGUUUUCGCAAAAGUAUUCCAAGCGAGAUUCAAAUAGUAUCAACAUGAGACGUCUACAGGAAAGCGAUUCGUUAAGUGAAAAUGAAACAGCACCAGAGCCUCCACCUCGACCCGACUCAUCGUCGCAUGCAGAGCCUCCACCUUUACCACCAAAGAAGCAAUUUUCAGAUAUUGUUAUUCGACCAUCUCCCCUAUCAAUUAAUCGCGAUACAACAAGAUACGAUUACAUUUCUCAAAAUCGUAGAAAUCAGCAGAACGAUCAAAAUUCGCCCGCCUUGCCGUUGCCUUCACGUAAAGUAACAAGAACAGAUUCUAGUUUUCCAGGUCCGGGUCGUCCGGCUAAGAAAGUUAAGGAUGAAGAUGAAUAUCUAACACCGAUUUCGGCGAAAAAUGAUUUGCCAAUAUUACUGCCACCUCCUCAACGAGGCUCCACCAAGAAUCGCGGACGUCGUCAUCCGGAGCCAUUAACUGCAACUACAUCAAAUUCCAACAAAAAGCCUGAUAAAUCAAUUGAUAUUUCAUUACCGGAUAUUACACUCACUCAACUGUUGACAUUGGGCAUUGACGAUCUAGCAGCUAAACUAAACGUACCAGCCAAUAAACUCAGUACAAUGAACAUUGUUGAACUUACGCAAUACCUUUCGGAGUUCGUCGAAAAGUCAUCACAGAAAAGUAUCCCGAUUGCCGAUCCACCAGUACAACCAAUACAAUCGGAAGCAUUAUUCAAAGUUAGCUUUGAUGACUCAAACGAUGCUACCUUUGUUGCUAAAUUUGACGAUAAUUUCGGUGAUGAUAGUAACGGUUUUGUUCCCAACUUUGACAAUUUCGAUGAAAAAGUAGCCGCUGCACAAACUAAUAAUUCAAGCGCUGUUGAUCGAUAUGCCGUAUUUAGAAUUAUGGAUCAAGAACUCAAAAGUCAAGAAGAUGAUGAGCCACAAAAUGAUAACACAUCCAGCUUUUCAGAUAAUGAUUCCAAUGAAGACCCAGUUGUGCCAGCACCUGUAGCUCCAAUACCACGUAUCGACACAAAAAUAACUCAGGCCAUAUCACAAGCAAAGGAUCGAUACGCUGCCUUACGUGAUAUAAUUUUAGUUGAAGAUCUGUUUGAUAAGCCGACUCCACUUGCGUUGCAGAAGCAGGACGAUGAUGAGUGCGAACUAGCGGAUAACAGUGUCAUAAAUGACGAUAGCGAUAAUAAAGUAACCGACAAUGAAAGCUCUCCCGAAAUCAAUAUUUCAAUCAAUCUUGAUGAAGAAAAUGAUGCUUUGACCGACUUGAAACCGUCACCGAUAUUAGGUAGCAAAGAUGAUUUAGAAAUUGAUGAGUACAUGAACCGGGCGAUAUCAAAUUUAUCACUGGACAGUCGAGACCAUUUGUCUCCAAGCAUUUCCAAGUCACCGGUAACGAAAUCACAAAAUGCAUCCACAUCACCGAUUCGAUUGCAAAAGCAACAGCAGCUUCUUUCGCAAGUAACACAAAGGGCGCCAUCGUUGAAUGAUAUGUCUACAUCUCCUAUUCCCGUACAAAAAUCACCGGUCAGUAUGGAAAUGAUGCCAAAGUCACCUUUAUCCCAACCGGCAGCUGAUGGAUUAAGUAAUAAUGCUAAUUCCACAUCUCGAUCACCGAUUCCAAUGGCACAAGGUGUAGCAAAUUUGUUGGAAUCAGUGAAACCAGUUUCGGUUGGAGAUGCAGCAUUCGAGUCUUCUCCAGAAGUAAGCAAAACAGAUGCACAACCAGUAGUUGCAGAAUCUUGGGCUGUUUUUGACACGAUCACCGAGCCGGUCAAGGACAACCUAGUGAAAUCACCAAAGCAGCAAAACGAAGCAACCAAAGAGCAUCCAGUCGAUUCAUGUUCGUCAGACGAGAAAAACGAAUGGAAAACCGAACAGGAAUAUCACAAAAGAUGGCCUCGUGGCCAUACUUCAUCUUCGUCACGUGAUCUCAGUCCAUGGGAUGACGAUGGGCAACAGCAAAGUGAGCGUGGCCGUCGUGGACUUCAUCCUGAUCGACAUGGAUUUUAUAUGCGACAUGCACGAAGAAUGCAUUCAGGAGACGAUGACUAUGAAUAUGAAGAGGAAAUGACGAAAAAUCAUCGUGAUAAAAGGUCAAAAAAUAGCGCGUCACGCAAUCGCGAUAAUUUCGAUACUGGCGAAGCAAAUUGGUACCAUCCAAAUAAUCAUCACAGUUGGUCACCGCAAGAUGAUGGGGAAAAUGGAGAACGAGGUGGAGGUCGGAGUUUUGAACGAAGUAGUUAUGAGCGAAGUACGUACGGACCUCCGUAUGAGAAACGCGAGAGUUAUGAUUACCGGAAAGACUAUAAAAUGUACGACAAGAAAAAAUAUUACAGAGACUAUGAUCGACCUUCGUACGAUUUUGAUGAAUAUGACGAUUAUGAUCCAAGAGCUAAGAGUCGUAAGGACUAUGAUGAAUUCGAACCAGGAUUUAAGCGUCCGUCACACCGAAAUUCCAAAGAAUAUUUCUACAAAGUGGAUAAGAGAAGCUUUGAUCGCGAAAGUUGUGAGUCGUAUGACAGUGCUAGCCGUCGUAGAAAAAGUUUUGGCAGUGGCGAUAUGUAUGGAAGUGCUGACAGUCGCGAAGACUUUCGAGAACGGUAUACAUCAGCGGAAAAGAUUCGGGGAAUACGAAAGGCAGCGAAGCAAAGAUCCAAUGAAGAGUACGAACAGGACUCUGAAGGUGAUGUUGUGCUUAGACGUGCACCAGGAGACACAAGAAGUCUCCAGCGGCCAGCGUUGUCUAGACCGAGAAAAAGUAGUGGAUCAUCUCCGUGGGACGGUGAAGUUUGCUUUUGUUGUCUAGAACUCACUCCAACAUCGUCUCAAAAGUCAUGGAAAAGACCUGCAAGUGCGUCAGAAUCUGAGAGGCGAUUGGCUGAAAGUCGUCGUGCUUUGACUCACACACUUCCCGGAUCCGAUGGUGAAAAAGAUCGGCGAUUUCGUAAGAAAAUGCGAUCCCGUGGCAAGGAUUUACCCAUCGAUGGACGUGCAAACAGUUAUGCAUCAACCACAAUGCGUUAUCCACCCGCUCAUCGUUCUAGUGAAUUGGAAUACGAAGUUGCCGACUAUGAAAAUGAGCCCAAUUAUCGAAUGUCUCGCCGUAAGCAGGAAGCAUUAAGAACAAUGACGGCCGAGCGACGUAAAAAGGAUUCAUCAUUUUCGUUCGAUCGGAACAUGGAAAGCAUGCAUAAAUUUAGCAAAAGCAGUCGGGACGUGUAUUACCCCGACGAUCAAUAUGUUGACGAUGCUCCGAAAAGUGCUAGAAGUAGCCGUAAUGAGUACGAAUAUGACGAUUACGAAGAGACUCCGCGAUCAACGAACAGCGGUAAGUUUACAUUCGACGAUGAACAAGGUUUCGAGUCUGAUUUCAAUUCUCCGUCCAACGGUAAAUCGUUACGAUUUUCUAAUGACUUUUCGGAAAAGGAAACGCCACGUCUUAAUACUCACAGUGUUCAAAAGUCUGUUACGCCGAAUGCAGAUGUAACACCGACAAUUUCACAAAAACUUCGAUUCGAUGAUAAAAUAACCGUUUCAAAGUUUGAUUUGUUUGAAGAUGACGAUUUCUCGAAAGCUGAAUUCUCUUUCGAAAAUGAAGACCAAUGGGUGGCUGAACUGCCAAAAAAGAAUCUAAAAACCACGGCGAAACGGCAAGAUAACAUUAAAAAAUCUGAGUCGGUUAAUAUUUUUGCUAAAAAACAAGAAGAUCCCUUUGAAGACGAUGAUUUCUUUGCCGAAACUAAUGCAGAAACGAAUAACAAUAAAAAUAAAAACGGCGCUGGUAACGGGCAGUUUAACUGGGAACGUAAUUUCGCUAAAUUUGACGAAAACAUCUGAUUGCGUUCAAGGAAACGAAAUGCACUAAAGAUGCUCCAGCACAUUACUGCGAUCAAGUAUACAAUCAAAAAUAUUUUCACCAACACAGUUCGGUACGAAAUAUUUUGUGAUUAGAGCAACAAUAAUGCAUACGCGCCUGUUGCAUAGUUUCGAUUCCUUUAAACUUUACUUUGUGUGUCUGCAUAUUGCAAGCAUCAAAUCCGUUGCUUCUUUUGAUCUAAGUAUUCCAAACAUAUUGAUGCAAAAUCUUACUUUAUAGUUUGUUGAAUAGAGUUCUUCGCUUCGCUUUGUGCCCGACUCGUUUAGGACGGCCGAGAAAUGCCGGAGUCAUCUGCUAUAGACAAUGACGACAAGAAUAAGCGGAGAGCUCUGGAUAGUGUUCUCUUAUAUAUAGAGAGUUCUGAUGAACAUGUUGGAGUUAUAGAUUUUGUAUCAAACAUUAGGAAAUACUUAACCCAAAGAAAGUAACAGAUUUUACGAUUUUGUUGCGAUAUCCUCACCAUUUCCCAAAUCAAAGGAAUCAAACCGGUGUUUACCGUCUACAAAAGGUUAAUUUCUGUUUAGAGCUCCCCUUCAGGUAUACAAACAGUAUUUUGGUGCAAACCAACAAUUUCAGUCGAAUGUUAAAAAAAAUUGGAAGAAAUAGACAGAGUUGUUAAGUUUCUCCAUUUUUAAAAUAAAUUUUUAUAAAUUGGAAAUUAUUGAUAUUAAUGAGCAACAAAGAGAUGUGCCGUGAAAGAAAAAAAUUUGAGUAAAACCGAACGUAAUUCCAAAUAUAUUGAUGUUUUGCCACUUAAACAAAUUGAACGAAACAUAUCUUCGAAUGAAAUGCAACAAAGUAAGAGGAAAUGAAUGAUUGAUACCAAUUAACAAAAUUUUGUGUUACAAAAAUGAAGUAAAGAAAACAGUUAAUUAAACGAGUUAUAUACAAAAUAAACAAAGUAAAUUAGAAGUGUUCCUUUAAUAAUGUUUAAUAUUUCAGAAAUGUAUAAGCUUAUAGUCGAAUGAAAAAUUAAAUGUCGAAUUUGAUAAAUAAUACUCAAUAUAUAGCCAUCUCUAUAUACAAAUUUAAACCAGCAUUAAUUAACAAACGAACAACUAAAUCCAAUUAAAAAUAUUUAUAAAUAUAAACCAAAUCGAUCAAAUUUCACAAAUAAUUUACAAUUUUAAAACGAAUUCAUUAUAAUAAAAUGCUUUUGAAGCACACUCCGCCUCACCACUCUCGAAAUAUAAUUUAAAAAAA
Molecule: messenger RNA, 7848 nt
Organism: Bradysia coprophila
Lineage: Eukaryota; Metazoa; Arthropoda; Insecta; Diptera; Sciaridae
Gene: Dab
Product: DAB adaptor protein
Cellular component (GO): cytoplasm
Source: RefSeq, a predicted model, not a curated record